AUGAUUUUCCUUUUUGUUUACCUCUCACCAAAAGGUACAUUAUCACUGCGAGAAAUUCGAAAUGAAUUUGAUGAUUCAAACAUUCUAAAUGAACAAUUUAAUAAUGUUAUACAACUAGUUUUACGUGUAAUGGAAUCGAUUGUUGAAAUCACAACAAAAGGAACAAGAAAAUUUCCAUCAUUAAAUUCAAUUAUUUCAUAUAUUCUUUCUUCUCAUACAGAAUUACCAAUACAUGAUCAAAUACUUGUCGAUUGGUAUAAUGCUGCAUAUGUACUUGAUUUACUUUUUAAUUAUUCUGAUUGA
Molecule: messenger RNA, 303 nt
Organism: Rotaria sordida
Lineage: Eukaryota; Metazoa; Rotifera; Eurotatoria; Philodinida; Philodinidae
Source: the annotation of a GenBank genome assembly